This is a messenger RNA of Clupea harengus (Atlantic herring), 2565 nucleotides long. It is a transcript of the gene ugt5g2, whose product is annotated as UDP glucuronosyltransferase 5 family, polypeptide G2. Lineage: Eukaryota; Metazoa; Chordata; Actinopteri; Clupeiformes; Clupeidae. The record is from RefSeq and is a predicted model, not a curated record. Gene Ontology annotation, molecular function: UDP-glycosyltransferase activity.
CAAACUAGAACUGUGGUAAAUUCUCUGGAUUAUGACACUGGUUAAUCAAGCCCAUUCAUUGAAAAAAGGAAAUUAAGUCUUUCACAACAAAACAGCAGAGCAAGAGGUAUUAGCAAAUGUAGGGAUUAUUCAAGGAACAAGGAAGGCUAACCUUGACAUUCCUGACCUCUCCACUGGCUGUCUAAUUUAAUAAGUAGAUUUUCUACUUAGUUUUUUUUCUCUCCUCUACUUGAGAACAUGUUUUAUGUUUUAGACACAAGCGCUUUUGUUGGCUGGUGAACAGCAACAACAGGGAAACAAGGCAAAAAAGCAAAGAAAAGAGAAGGAAAAAAACAGAGAAAAUGUCAAAGCCUCAGAUGUUUUCAAACCCACUGUCCAGCCUCUUCUGGAUUCUCUUUUUUGCGGUCCUCCCUGGCCACGGCAGCAAGAUCCUGGUGUUCCCCGUGGAUGGCAGCCACUGGGUGAACAUGGAGGUGCUCGUCAAGCAACUGCACGCGCGCGGCCACCAGAUGACCGUGUUCCGCUCGCCGGAGAGCUGGUUCAUCAAGGAGCACUCGCCCCACUACACCUCCAUUACCGUCCGUCUGCCCGAGGACAAGGAGAUCGGCAUGGACCUGUUUGAGCUGUCCGCUCAGAGGAUCCUGGAGGGGAGGCUGCAGGGAACGCUGAUGGGCUCCCUGGUGCAGGUGACCGAGCUGAUGAGCAUCCUGCACGUGGCCCACAAGGCCACCUGUGCCACUGUGUCCAUCAUCCUGGAGGACCGGCGGCUCUUGCAGGAGCUGAAGGCGGCAAAGUUUGACCUGAUGCUGACGGACCCUGCCAUGCCCGCAGGGGUCAUCCUCGGACACUACCUCCGCCUGCCCAUGGUGUACAACAUGCGCUGGAUGAGCUUCGGGGAAGGGCACUUCUCCAUCGCCCCGUCGCCGGUGUCUUAUGUCCCCGUGCCCGGGUCGGGGCUCAGCGACCACAUGGGUUUCGUCCACAGGGCCCUGAACAUGUUCCACUACGCCCUGAACCUCAUGCAGGAACGCUGGCUUGUCGUGCCCAUCUACAGAGAGCUGAUUGAGAAGCACUUCCCCCCCGGCAGUGACCUCCUCAGCAUGCAGCUCACGGCCGACGUGUGGCUGAUGAGGGUAGAUUUCGUGUUUGAGUUCCCCCGACCCUCCAUGCCUAAUCUGGUCUACAUCGGAGGCUUCCAGUGCCGUCCUGCCAAGCCGCUACCGGGAGACCUGGAAGCAUUUGUUCAGAGCUCGGGGCAGCAUGGGGUCAUAGUCAUGUCCCUCGGCACGCUGAUCAGUGCCCUGCCCAGGGAGAUCACAGAGGUCAUCGCAUCUGCCUUCGCCCGUCUGCCGCAGAAGGUGAUCUGGAGGUUCGCAGGCGCAAAGCCUCGUUCGCUGGGGAACAACACUCUGCUGCUGAAGUGGCUCCCCCAGAACGAUCUGCUGGGUCACCCCAAGACCCGAGCAUUCGUCGCUCAUGGAGGCACCAACGGCCUUUACGAGGCCCUCUACCACGGCGUCCCCGUGCUCGGUGUGCCGCUCCUCUUCGACCAGACGGACAACCUGGUGCGUCUGCAAGCCCGAGGGGCGGCGCGGAUGCUGGACAUGGCCACACUCACCACGGAGAUGUUCCUGGAGGCUGUGAAGGACGUCCUCGUCAACCCCACUUACCGCAUCAACAUGCAGAAGCUCUCCAGUCUGCACCGCGAUCGGCCCAGCCAUCCUUUGGACAGAGCCAUCUUCUGGAUUGAGUAUGUGCUCCGGAACAAAGGAGCCCCACACCUACGCUCGGAGGCCAGCAGCCUGCCUUGGUACUCCUACUACACGUUGGAUGUGUUUGCCCUCCUGCUGGGUGUGCCUUUAGGGCUUCUGUGCAUCUGUGUCCUUCUGAUUCGAGCCGCGGUGCUCCGGAAAGCCAAGGGAUCAGCGCAGCCACAACAGUCCAAAGAGGUGUUUCAGGUCAAUGCCAAAGUGACAUUCAAAGCAAACUCCAAGGAAGUGCUUCAAACUAAAUCUAAGAAGUUUCUGCAAACAAAUUCUAAAGAGAGCGCAAAAUCAAAAUCAGCGAGGAAGAAAGUAGAGUGAUUGCAGAGUGAAAGAAAUUCUUUAUGCGUUCAUCCUUUUUAAGGUUUAAUUUAGUUCAGUGAUGCAGGUAAGAACAAUCACUAUUGCAUAAACACCACUAAACAUUAAAGAAAUUAUUGCUGUAUACAUUUAAAAGCUGUAAAAAAUGCUCUAGUCGUACAAAGUACUGUUUUAGGUUUAGCAUGGUUUAAGGACUGAGGUAACUGAGCUAAAUGACUGAGUAUUUUUGUUAUGCACGAUAAGUCUAUUUAUUAAAAAACAAGGAUGGUCAGUAAACAGUAGGUUUAUGCAGACAGUUGUAAUGUCUUCUCACCCAUGUGUAAAACAUGAUUGUAACUUUCAUCCAGAUCCAGUUGGUUAUAUAUGGUCUAAGACAGUUAUUGAGAUAUGUCAUUUUCCAGCAAAUCAAAUAUUUUGUACCACAUCUGGUGACCUGAAAUAUUUUAUCAAAUGCCUGGAAUAAAACAACAAGCUAAACAAA